Messenger RNA from Tribolium castaneum (red flour beetle), 261 nucleotides. It is a transcript of the gene Ccdc56, whose product is annotated as Coiled-coil domain containing 56. The transcript has a single exon. Gene Ontology annotation, cellular component: mitochondrial inner membrane. The record is from RefSeq and is a predicted model, not a curated record. NCBI's taxonomy places the organism in Eukaryota, Metazoa, Arthropoda, Insecta, Coleoptera, Tenebrionidae. Gene Ontology annotation, biological process: mitochondrial respiratory chain complex IV assembly. The coding region runs from base 1 to 261 and encodes 86 amino acids.
AUGUCAGAGAGUGAUCGCAUGCCCAAAAUUGACCGCACCAAACUGAAACAAACCGAUAUCGACUUCAUAAAAUUCGUGGAAAAGCAGAAUUUGGACCGUGUCCGAAAACUGCAAACCCUUCGCCGCAAAAACCUGAUCACUGUUAGCCUCCUUGGAACUGCAGUCUUGGGCAUUUACGGCUAUUCCAUUUGGGCAGUGCGACAAGAAAACUUCCUCGACGAUUUUGAAAUCCCAACCACUGUAACAGAAUCAGCAAAGUAG